AUGUCAAGGAGGCGGUGGUGGACGAGGAGCCGGGUCCUGGUGGUCGGCGCCACCGGCCGCCUCGGUGGAAGCAUCGCUCGGGCCAGCCUCGCCGCGGGCCACCCCACGUUCGCGCUCGUCCGGCCCCACCACUUCGCACGCCCCGACUCCCCCUUGCUCGAGCCGCUCGUAGCCGCCGGCUCCACUCUGCUCCAGGGGUCACUGGAAGAUUACUCGAGCCUGCUCGAGGCGGUGCGUCAGGUGGACGUUGUCAUCUGCGCGGUGCCCACGAAGCAGGUGCUCGAGCAGAAGCCCCUGAUUCGGGCUAUAAAGGAAGCUGGAUGCGUGAAGAGAUUUAUUCCAGCAGAAUUUGGAGCAGAUCCAACAAAGGUUCAAAUUUGUGACAUGGAUUAUGGCUUCUAUGAGAAGAAAAUUGAAAUCCGUCAUUCAAUAGAGAGUGAAGGCAUUCCUCAUACCUACAUAUGCUGCAACUUCUUUAUGCGCUAUUUGCUUCCUUCACUGGUGCAACCUGGCCUAGAUGCUCCUCCUAGAGAUAAAAUCAAAAUAUUCGGUGAAGGAAAUACUAAAGUUGUUUUUGUUAAAGAGAAUGAUGUUGCUAAAUUUACAAUAUGCACCAUAGAGGAUCCCAGGACAUUAAACAAGACGUUAUAUCUGAGGCCUCCAGGAAACGUCUGCUCAAUGAAUGAAUUGGCUGACCUCUGGGAGACAAAAAUCAAGAAAUCCCUGAAAAGAUUAUAUGUAACAGAAGAGCAACUUCUUAAAGAAAUCCAUGAUGCUCCAUUUCCCUUGAAGAUGGAUCUAAUUUUCAUAUAUUCAGCAUUUGUUAAGGGUGACCACACAUAUUUUGAAUUUGACUUGUCAAUUGAAGGAACUCAACUGUAUCCCCAUAGCAACUCAGGGCAUAAUAGGCAUUCUCGCAAUGAUGCUUCCACAAAGCACAAAAGUGGCUAUGAACCUUCAGACACAGAAACUGAGUGGCAUGAAAGCCCUUGGAACGAUGGAGCAUUGACAUCAGAGAGGAGUCGUCUUCCUAAAGAUCGUGGUAGGAAUGACCAAGUUGGUACUAGGAGGCAAAACAUAUCUCCUAACCCCACAAGAGAUUAUCAUGCUGAGAAAACUUCAAACUUGAGAUACAGUCGUACUCCUCCGAGGGUCACAGAACAAAGGCGCCAUCCUUCUCCAUUUGCGGCUGUGAAGAAUGAAUCACGUAAGAAGAGCAGCCGGACGCCUCCCAGAUUCCGUUCUUCUAUGGAAAGCUUUAGUAGAUCAUCAAUUAAGGCAAGGUUUUCCCGCAAUCGUUCAAUUUCUACACCGAAACUACGGCCACAAGAGAAGGAACAUCCUGCUAGAGCUCCUGCAUUUCCUGGCAGUAACCCGGUCUCAACACAUCCAGAAAGAGAAGUUGCUGAUAAUAUUGAAGAAGAUUCACAUGCAGAAAAUUGUUCCCAGGAGAUCAAUGAGUUGAUUGCAAAUGGCAAGUUACCUAAUUCCAGAUAUAAUGAGUAUGCUUUUACGAGCACAGAGUCGAUACCUACAGGUGAUAUCUUCUUCUCCCGUGAUUGCAGGGCUCCACUUGAGAAAAGAUCAACAAAGCAUAACAAUAUUGACCAGUCAUUUACCUCUGACUCAAAUGCCCAUGCUGAGAAUGAUGGCACUAUUACUCAAAGUAAUUUGGGCCAGCCAUCACAAUUUGUUUCAGCUCGGACAGGUGUUUCACGCACAACUACAAAAUCCAGUUAUGCUACUGGUCGCCACUACCAGAUAAGCAGCACCACCACUUUGAGUAGCCCAUAUAGCAAUGGCAGAUUAAGUGGGGAGAGUGGAAAGUUUAGUGAAAUCACUGGGAAACUAGUUGGAGGCGUCAUGAAAUUCACAUCCAGCAAGGUGCAAAAUGAUGCGUGGCUUCCAUGUAUGACAGGGAAGGCAUGUCGGAAAUCAAGAACGUCGAACAACAAAAAAAAUGAUGAAUCUGAAUCAAGUUUCAUUCAGAAGGCACUUGUUGUUGAGAAGAUUAGACUUUUGUGGGCUGAUAAGCAUCGUCCACGAAAUUUAAAUGGAUUUACUUGCCACAGGGAGCAAGUUCAGCAGCUUAAACAAUCGGUCUCCAUGGAAUUUUGCCCACAUAUUAUUUUCAAAGGUCCUCCGGGAUCAGGAAAGAGAUCUUUGUGCAGAGCUGUCCUCACCGAAAUUUUUGGCGAUUCCUCUCUGAAUGUCUCUCACUAUUUGAAGAGCUGCAAUGGCCAGGGGUCCGUAUCUGUGCCUAUUCUCGUCCCAGUUUCAUCCAGCAGUCACCAUGUGGAACUCCACAUGAGGUUUCAAUCCAAGAACGCUAGAUAUGCUUUGAUGACUCUAGCAAAUGAAAUGUCGGAUAAGUGUAAAAUCACUGAGCCAAUUGUGAGAAAGAGCUUUAAAGUAAUUGUUCUCUAUGAUGUUGAUAAAGUCAACGAAAAUAACCAGCGUCUGAUAAAAUGGAUAAUCGAUUCCUCCUCUGAUGCAUGCAAGAUAAUAAUGACUUGCCAAGAUGAAUCUAAUCUCCUAGAUUCUAUAAAGAGUUGCAAGAUUAUUUCAAUUGGUGUGCCCAGUACACGUGAGGUGGUAGAUAUCCUUACCUAUAUAUCAAAAAAAGAGAAUUUUGAUCUUCCUACAAGUUUUGCUACUACCAUUGCAAAUCAAUCCAGGAAGAACUUGAGGGAGGCUAUAUUGGCUUUGGAGGCAUGUAAAGCCAACAAUUAUCCCUUCAUCGAUGGACAAGCUAUACCACUAGGAUGGGAGGAUGUUCUGGAGGAACUUGCAGCAGAAAUUUUGGAUGAUCUUGCUCCUAAAAGGUUAUUUCUGGCACGAGGCAAGCUCCAAAAGCUCUUGGUGGAAUUUGUACCUCCUAAACUAAUACUCCAGAAGCUCGUAGAACUCUUCCUGAAGGGAAUUCAGACUAGCGUGAAGAGAGAAGUCUAUUAUUGGCAUGCCUACUAUGAUAAGAGGUUGCCUGUUGGUGCAAGUGCUCUGCUUAAAUUGGAAGAAUUUGUUGCCAAGUUCAUGAGCAUCCACCGGAAAAGCCUGUCACAUGAGCCCAAGAUUCCUAAGGUGGCGCCGUGA
Miscanthus lutarioriparius is the source of this 3093-nucleotide messenger RNA. The record is from the annotation of a GenBank genome assembly. NCBI's taxonomy places the organism in Eukaryota, Viridiplantae, Streptophyta, Magnoliopsida, Poales, Poaceae.